This is a messenger RNA of Jaculus jaculus (lesser Egyptian jerboa), 2679 nucleotides long. It is a transcript of the gene Hal, whose product is annotated as histidine ammonia-lyase. The record is from RefSeq and is a predicted model, not a curated record. Gene Ontology annotation, molecular function: histidine ammonia-lyase activity. The coding region runs from base 318 to 2291 and encodes 657 amino acids. The transcript is spliced from 20 exons. Gene Ontology annotation, cellular component: cytoplasm. NCBI's taxonomy places the organism in Eukaryota, Metazoa, Chordata, Mammalia, Rodentia, Dipodidae. Gene Ontology annotation, biological process: L-histidine catabolic process.
AGAGCAGCAGAGACCUGAUCCCACCUCCUCGCCCAGGGUGGGAGACUCCAGGUCUUUCUGCUUUCAGGGCUCCAUCGUGGUCCACCUACCCACCAACCGCCCCUCUCCUGCCCUAGUUUAGCUCCAAGAGAAAAGAAAACAAAAAGAGAAAAAGUAAACCCCAAAGGGACUCACACACCAAGGUCUGCAAUAACUAUUUGUCCAGCGUGAGCCAGUGAAGGCCAGGGAGGGUCCAUUCCGGCUGACCACACCCCAGCAGUCACUCUCGGAUAAAGUCGCCGGCAGCUGGUGGCCGCAGGGCUGCGACAGAAGGAGCCAUGCCGAGGUACACGGUGCACGUGCGCGGGGAGUGGCUGGCCGUGCCCUGCCAGGAUGCCCAGCUCACGGUGGGCUGGCUGGGCCGCGAGGCUGUGCGGCGCUACGUGAAGAACAAGCCGGACAACGGGGGCUUCGCCUCGGUGCACGACGUGCGCUUCCUUGUGCGCCGCUGCAAGGGCUUGGGCCUGCUGGACAACGAUGACCCCCUGGAGGUGGCCUUGGAGGACAACGAGUUUGUGGAAGUGGUCAUAGAAGGCGACACAAUGUCCCCUGAUUUCAUUCCCUCUCAGCCAGAAGGAGUUUACCUAUAUAGCAAAUACAAGGAGCCUGAAAAGUACAUCGCUUUAGAUGGGGACAGUCUGAGCACAGAGGAUCUGGUCAACUUGGGGAAGGGACGCUACAAAAUAAAGCUCACUUCAAUUGCUGAAAAGAAGGUACAAAAAUCCAGAGAGGUCAUAGACAGCAUCAUAAAAGAAAAGACGGUUGUCUAUGGCAUUACUACAGGUUUUGGAAAAUUUGCCAGAACGGUAAUUCCUGUCAGUAAGCUCCAGGAGCUUCAGGUCAACUUGGUUCGUUCUCACUCUUCAGGCGUUGGGAAACCACUCAGUCCUGAGAGGUGUCGGAUGCUCUUGGCCUUAAGGAUCAAUGUUUUAGCCAAAGGAUACAGUGGCAUUUCCCUGGAAACCCUGAAACAAGUUAUUGAAGCAUUUAAUGCCUCCUGCCUAUCCUAUGUUCCAGAGAAAGGAACUGUUGGUGCCAGUGGAGACCUUGCCCCACUCUCUCAUCUUGCUCUGGGGCUGAUUGGAGAAGGAAAGAUGUGGUCUCCAAAGAGUGGCUGGGCUGAUGCUAAAUAUGUUCUGGAAGCACAUGGAUUGAAGCCAGUUGUUCUAAAACCAAAAGAGGGCCUGGCACUCAUCAAUGGGACACAGAUGCUCACGUCCCUGGGAUGUGAAGCCGUGGAGAGAGCCAGUGCCAUUGCCCGGCAGGCUGACAUCGUGGCCGCUCUGACCCUGGAGGUGCUGAAGGGCACCACUAAAGCCUUCGACACUGAUAUUCAUGCUGUUCGUCCUCAUCGUGGGCAGAUUGAAGUUGCUUUUCGGUUUCGAUCACUCUUGGACUCCGACCACCACCCAUCAGAAAUCGCAGAAAGCCACAGGUUCUGUGACCGGGUUCAGGAUGCAUACACCUUACGCUGCUGUCCACAGGUCCAUGGUGUGGUGAAUGACACAAUAGCAUUUGUGAAGGACAUCAUUACUACAGAACUGAACAGUGCAACAGAUAAUCCUAUGGUCUUUGCCAGUCGGGGAGAGACAAUUUCAGGAGGAAACUUCCAUGGCGAAUACCCAGCUAAAGCCCUGGACUACUUGGCCAUUGGCGUUCAUGAGCUUGCUGCGAUUAGUGAGAGAAGAAUUGAAAGGCUCUGCAAUCCCUCCCUCAGUGAGCUGCCCGCCUUCCUGGUGGCUGAAGGUGGCCUGAACUCGGGGUUCAUGAUAGCCCACUGUACUGCUGCUGCUCUCGUUUCCGAGAACAAGGCCCUGUGCCACCCUUCAUCUGUGGACUCGCUGUCGACCAGUGCUGCCACCGAGGACCACGUCUCCAUGGGAGGAUGGGCAGCCCGGAAGGCCCUCAGGGUCAUUGAGCACGUGGAGCAAGUGCUGGCCAUCGAGCUUCUUGCCGCCUGCCAGGGCAUAGAGUUCCUACGCCCACUGAAGACGACCACUCCCCUGGAGAAGGUCUAUGACCUGGUGCGCUCUGUUGUCAGGCCCUGGAUAAAAGAUCGCUUCAUGGCCCCGGACAUUGAGGCAGCACACAGGCUGCUUCUUGAUCAAAAGGUUUGGGAAGUAGCCGCACCAUACAUCGAGAAAUACAAGAUGGAGCACAUUCCAGAAUCGAGGCCAGUCUCUCCAACAGCCUUUUCACUAGAAUUCCUGCAUAGGAAGUCUUCCAAAAUUCCAGACUCGGAAGACCUCUGAGCUUUGUCAGACGUCACCGAGAGAAACAGACAACAGUGUGGAAGAGAAAGCCUGGAAACAGCCCGUUAUAUACACAACAAAGCACCCCUAAAGCCCUUGGUUAAGCUGGUGGGGAUGACACAGAUGCCCAGUCCAGCCCCAUGUUCUCGCCACCAUGGCUUAGCAUGUACUGGACAUGCCACUUCCUCUUGAGAAUAGCCGUAACUCAUGGGUUUGUCUUUUAUUUUACUCUUACCACUAAGCAUACCAAAUCCAGAACAUUCUUCUCUAAAGACAUUCAUUUUUUGUGAACUUAAAAAAAAACUUUUUUUGGACAAGCUUUCCACUAAUUUCCUUCCUAAGGCUAAUUGCAAUAUGCCAUGGUAUGACAAAUAUUCCUUAUACAUUU